UUCUGACUGCUUUCCCAUCGUUGUUUCAGAGGCAAGAGAGAUUCGGUAUUCGAUAAAUUUCUUCACAUGGCUUCUUCGAAGAAAAUUACUCUAAUCAGUUCCGACGGUGAGCGAUUUGAGGUGGAAGAGGCGGUGGCUCUGAAAUCUCAAACUGUGAAGCACAUGAUCGAGGACGAGUGUGGCGACAACGGCAUCCCUACACCCAACGUGACGAGCACGAUUCUUGCGAAAGUAAUCGAGUAUUGCAAGAAGCACGUCGAUUCGUCGUCGUCCGAGGAUGAAGGUCUGAAAAACUGGGACGCGGAGUUCGCAAAAGUGGACCUAGCUACACUUAUUGAUCUGAUUUGGGCUGCAAAUUACUUGAACAUCAAGGGACUGCUGGACUUGACCUGCCAAACUGUGGCGAACAUGAUGAAGGAACGGUCUCCGGAGGAGAUGAGGAAGAUUUUUCACAUCAAGAAUGAUUAUACUCCUGAAGAAGAGGAAGAGGUUCGCCGUGAGAUCAGUUGGGCAUUCAGUGAUUGAAUUGUUUUCAGUUUUUUUUAGGAACAAUAUUAUAUGAUUCAUGUUUUUAACAUUGGCAAUGCAAACUGACAUGUUCAGAAGUUAAUUCAAAUUUUCUCUCGGUUUAUUUGUUUA
Tripterygium wilfordii is the source of this 639-nucleotide messenger RNA. RefSeq names its product SKP1-like protein 1B. Gene Ontology annotation, molecular function: cullin family protein binding. Gene Ontology annotation, biological process: SCF-dependent proteasomal ubiquitin-dependent protein catabolic process. Bases 67 to 525 code for a protein of 152 amino acids. Gene Ontology annotation, cellular component: nucleus; cytoplasm. NCBI's taxonomy places the organism in Eukaryota, Viridiplantae, Streptophyta, Magnoliopsida, Celastrales, Celastraceae. The record is from RefSeq and is a predicted model, not a curated record. The transcript has a single exon.